GGCGAGGACGGCGGCGACGGCAGCGGCCGAGGGGGCGGCGGCUACGAGGGGGGAGCGCGGCGAGCGGAGGAGGCGGCGGCGCCGGAGGCCCGGUCGCAGAGGAACAUUGUUGGGGUCAGUGACUAUCGCCUGUUCCACAAGAUGAGUAACAGCCACCCUCUCCGUCCCUUCACUGCAGUGGGGGAGAUUGAUCAUGUGCACAUUUUGUCUGAACAUAUUGGUGCCUUGUUGAUUGGGGAAGAGUAUGGCGAUGUCACGUUUGUUGUGGAAAAGAAACGGUUCCCUGCCCACAGGGUAAUUUUAGCUGCCAGGUGCCAAUAUUUUCGAGCAUUACUGUAUGGCGGAAUGCGAGAGUCUCAGCCUGAAGCAGAAAUCCCUCUGCAAGACACCACUGCAGAAGCAUUCACAAUGCUCCUCAAAUACAUCUACACUGGGCGGGCAACACUGACAGAUGAGAAGGAGGAGGUGCUGCUGGAUUUUUUGAGCCUGGCUCAUAAAUAUGGAUUUCCAGAGCUGGAAGAUUCUACCUCUGAGUAUCUCUGCACCAUACUCAACAUUCAGAACGUCUGUAUGACUUUUGAUGUUGCCAGUCUGUACUCACUUCCCAAGUUAACAUGUAUGUGCUGCUUAUUCAUGGACAGAAAUGCUCAGGAGGUGCUCACAAGUGAAGGUUUUCUCUCCCUUUCUAAGGCGGCACUUUUAAACAUCGUGUUAAGAGAUUCAUUUGCAGCCCCUGAAAAAGAUAUUUUCUUAGCUUUGUUAAACUGGUGUAAGCACAAUGCAAAGGAAGAUCAUGCUGAAAUCAUGCAGGCUGUUCGUCUACCUCUGAUGAGCCUCACUGAACUUUUGAAUGUUGUGAGACCUUCCGGACUGUUGUCUCCUGAUGCCAUUCUGGAUGCUAUUAAAGUACGAUCUGAGAGCCGGGAUAUGGAUCUCAAUUAUAGAGGAAUGCUCAUACCAGAAGAAAACAUUGCAACUAUGAAGUAUGGAGCCCAGGUUGUAAAAGGGGAGCUGAAAUCUGCCUUGCUAGAUGGUGACACACAAAAUUAUGAUUUGGAUCAUGGAUUUUCUAGGCACCCAAUUGAUGAUGAUUGCCGUUCGGGCAUUGAGAUUAAGCUAGGUCAGCCGUCCAUCAUCAACCACAUACGGAUACUCUUGUGGGACCGAGACAGCCGGUCUUAUUCCUACUUUAUUGAAGUAUCAAUGGAUGAACUUGAUUGGAUCAGAGUGAUAGAUCAUUCACAGUAUCUGUGCCGGUCUUGGCAAAAGCUGUAUUUUCCAGCCAGAGUAUGCAGGUAUAUUCGAAUAGUUGGGACUCAUAACACAGUGAACAAGAUCUUUCACAUUGUGGCUUUUGAAUGCAUGUUUACAAACAAAACCUUCACUCUGGAGAAGGGGCUGAUAGUUCCCAUGGAGAACGUUGCAACGAUUGCUGAUUGUGCCAGCGUGAUUGAAGGAGUCAGUCGGAGCCGAAAUGCCUUGCUGAAUGGGGACACUAAGAAUUACGAUUGGGACUCUGGCUACACGUGUCACCAGCUAGGGAGUGGUGCAAUUGUUGUUCAGCUGGCACAACCAUAUAUGAUUGGGUCAAUACGGUUAUUGCUUUGGGACUGUGAUGAUCGAAGCUACAGCUACUAUGUUGAGGUUUCUACCAACCAGCAGCAGUGGACCAUGGUGGCUGACAGAACAAAAAUCUCAUGCAAGUCCUGGCAGUCGGUCACUUUUGAAAGACAACCUGCCUCCUUCAUCCGCAUUGUUGGAACACACAACACAGCGAAUGAGGUGUUCCACUGCGUCCACUUCGAGUGUCCCGAGCAGAGCGGCCAGAAGGAGGACGGCGGCGAGGAGGCCGGGGCGGGGGACGUGGGCCCCGCCGGCCAGCUCGACCCCCACGCCCUGCGGGCGCCCAGUCCAGGCCCGGACUCACGAUCACCCAACCGACAGCACCAAUAAAGGAGGCGGCCCACGAGGCGUGGCUCGGGUGGGCCUGGACGCGGGCGGCCCCUGGCAGGGCCCCAUGGCCGCCCUCCUGCCCCGGAGCGGGCAGCCUUUCUCCAGGGAGCGCGGGCGCCACGUCGUCGUCUGGGAUCAGCCGGUCCCGGGGGGAAGGCAGGUCAGGUCUUCCGUCUUCACCAGGUCCACCACCGGCCCCACCUCUAACCCACGCGGGGCACAGCACGCCAGGCGGGCGGGGCGGAG
Molecule: messenger RNA, 2199 nt
Organism: Perognathus longimembris pacificus (Pacific pocket mouse)
Lineage: Eukaryota; Metazoa; Chordata; Mammalia; Rodentia; Heteromyidae
Gene: Btbd9
Product: BTB domain containing 9
Exons: 11
Coding region: 142-1953 (603 amino acids)
Biological process (GO): adult locomotory behavior; modulation of chemical synaptic transmission; circadian behavior
Molecular function (GO): protein binding
Source: RefSeq, a predicted model, not a curated record